Molecule: messenger RNA, 5774 nt
Organism: Doryrhamphus excisus (bluestripe pipefish)
Lineage: Eukaryota; Metazoa; Chordata; Actinopteri; Syngnathiformes; Syngnathidae
Gene: trpc4a
Product: transient receptor potential cation channel, subfamily C, member 4a
Biological process (GO): regulation of cytosolic calcium ion concentration; calcium ion transmembrane transport
Cellular component (GO): plasma membrane; cation channel complex
Molecular function (GO): protein binding; store-operated calcium channel activity; inositol 1,4,5 trisphosphate binding
Source: RefSeq, a predicted model, not a curated record
AGACGCACUUGGAGUGGAGUGUGCGUGUGUGUGUGUGUGUGUGUGUGUGUCCAGGCGGACUGCGCAGGGCAUCCUCAUCACCAUCUUCAUCAUCAUGCUGUGCAUUUAGCGCUCCUCCAGCAAAGUGACACGGCAGGGAAGUCGUGAGCUCAGCUUUGGGAUGAGAAUGAGGAGAGAAGCGUGCACGCCAGAGUGCGCGCUGAAUUGAGGGAUGCCAGAUUAGGCGUAAGGAUAUUUCUCAGCGUUUUUCUGCCUCCACGAAGUUCUGAUGUUCAACAUCUGCAAGGGCGACGCCCUCCGGCCCGGCAGCGUCUGUUAGCAUCUGUUAGCAGGUGUUAACAGCAGGGCAGGCCCGGGGUGAUGUCACAGCUGUACUACCGGCGCUCGGACAGCUCGUCAUACCGGGAUCGCAUCCCGCUGAGAAUCGUCCGAGCCGAGUCUGAGCUGUCGACGCUGGAGAAGGCGUACCUGGGCGCCGUAGAGAAAGGAGACUAUGCCAGCGUCAAGCAGGCCCUGCAGGAGGCGGAGAUCUAUUUCAAGAUCAACAUCAACUGCAUCGACCCGCUGGGCCGCACAGCGCUGCUCAUUGCCAUCGAGAACGAGAACCUGGAGAUCAUCGAGCUGCUGCUCGGCUUCAACGUCUAUGUGGGUGACGCCCUGCUGCACGCCAUCCGCAAGGAAGUGGUGGGCGCCGUGGAGCUGCUGCUCAACCAUAAGAAGCCCAGUGGUGGCAUGCAGGUUCCCCCCAUCUUACUGGACAAGCAGUUCUCCGACUUCACCCCUGACAUCACCCCCAUCAUCCUGGCGGCGCACACCAACAACUACGAGAUCAUCAAGCUUCUGGUGCAGAAAGGCGUGUCCAUGCCUCAGCCGCACGAGGUGCGCUGUAACUGUGUUGAAUGUGUGUCAAGUUCUGACGUGGACAGCCUGCGACACUCGCGUUCUCGCCUCAACAUCUACAAAGCGCUAUCCAGCCCUUCGCUCAUCGCACUCUCCAGCGAGGACCCCUUCCUCACGGCCUUCAGGCUCAGCUGGGAGCUUCAGGAGCUCAGCAAAGUGGAGAACGAGUUCAAAUCAGAGUAUGAGGAGCUGUCGCAGCAGUGUAAGCAGUUUGCCAAAGACCUCCUGGACCAGACCAGAAGCUCCCGAGAGCUGGAGAUGAUCCUCAACUACAGAGAUGAUGUCAAUCUGCUGGAAGAGGAGGGCAACGGAGAUCUGGCAAGACUCAAAUUAGCCAUCAAGUACCACCAAAAAGAGUUCGUAGCGCAGCCAAACUGCCAACAGCUCCUGGCGUCACGCUGGUACGAUGAAUUCCCCGGCUGGAGGCGGCGCCACUGGGCGGGCAAGUUCAUCACCUGCGUCUUCAUCGGCCUUCUCUACCCGGCGUUCGCCCUCUGCUACCUCAUCGCCCCCAAGAGUCGCUACGGGCUCUUCAUCCGCAAGCCCUUCAUCAAGUUCAUCUGCCACACCGCAUCCUACCUGACCUUCCUCUUCCUGCUGCUGCUCGCCUCGCAACACAUCGUCACCACCGAGCAGGACCGACAGGGGCCGGCGCCCACCACUGUGGAGUGGAUGAUCCUGCCCUGGGUGCUGGGUUUCAUCUGGGCUGAGAUCAAGCAAAUGUGGGAUGGCGGUUUUCAAGACUACAUUCAUGACUGGUGGAACCUGAUGGACUUUGUCAUGAACUCUCUGUACCUGGCCACCAUCUCGCUCAAGAUUGUCGCCUACACCAAGUACAGUGGAAGCAAACCCAGGAACCAGUGGGAGAUGUGGCACCCGACGCUCGUAGCGGAGGCUGUCUUUGCCAUUGCGAACAUCUUCAGCUCUCUUCGCCUCAUUUCACUCUUCACAGCCAACUCCCACCUGGGACCCCUUCAGAUCUCUCUAGGGAGGAUGCUGCUGGACAUCCUCAAGUUCCUUUUCAUCUACUGCCUGGUUCUGCUGGCUUUCGCUAACGGCCUGAACCAGCUUUACUUCUACUAUGAGACCAAAGCCUCCAGCGAGAGGGGCAAGUGUAAGGGCAUCCGAUGCGUGGAGCAGAAUAACGCCUUCUCCACGUUGUUCGAGACCCUGCAGUCUCUCUUCUGGUCCAUCUUCGGUCUGAUCAGCCUCUACGUCACCAACGUGGACGCAGACCACCAGUUCACAGAGUUUGUGGGGGCCACCAUGUUUGGCACGUACAACAUCAUCUCCCUGGUGGUGCUGCUCAACAUGCUCAUCGCCAUGAUGAACAACUCCUACCAGCACAUUGCGGAUCACGCCGAUAUUGAGUGGAAGUUUGCCAGGACUAAGUUGUGGAUGAGCUACUUUGAGGAGGGGGCCACCCUGCCGCCGCCCUUCAAUAUCAUCCCCAGUCCAAAGACCUUCUGGUACCUCAUGUGCUGGAUCAGGACACAAGUGUGUCACAGGAGCAGCUCCACCAGACACGACACCAUCGGGACACUCGGAAGGCGAGCUGCAGAGAACCUGAGAAUAAACCAUCAGUACCAGGAGGUGCUGAGGAACCUGGUGAAGCGCUACGUGGCCGCCAUGAUCAGAGACGCCAAGACGGAGGAAGGCCUGACUGAAGACAACUUCAAGGAACUGAAGCAAGACAUCUCCAGUUUCCGUUACGAGGUGAUGGGCAUGAUGAAGACGGGGAGGCCGGCACUGCAGGGCGAGCGUAAGACCACCAGCAGCAGUAGCGGUUGUGGUCCGGCGGAGUCCACCCUGGCUUACCCCAACGCCUCGCUGAAGGUGGCUUCCUGUGCUACUGGCACUCACACUAAGAGCAACCGUUUCAAGAUCACCGCCUCCAUCCUCAAACGGACGGGUUCUGCAGCCUCGCCUAGACCGCCUGAAGCCCCCAAUGGCCUGCCCAACGGGGUCCUACCCUUAGACUUUGGUUUGUUCAACAAGCACCACCGGGUCACCUACGAGGCCACGCCUGGCGCAGGAGAACCCUCCAGGAACAUGUAUCCGUUAUCAGAGGAGGCGGAGUCAGAUGAGCAGGACGAACAAGGUCCAAGUUGUCUUCCACAGAUGGAAGACGAGGCCUCAGUGAGAGACAAAGACCCAAACAGUGACAGUAGCUUACUGGAUCCUGAGGAGCGUGAGGAGGAGAGCGUUCCCUGAAAGGGAGCAGCCUGCACAUGAGAAAGUGAAAGCAGGAAGCAGGAAGUGAAAAUCCUGAUCAAAUAGCACAGUGACAUCAUGGCGUGGACACUCAGUGUAAGGACACAAUCAAAGACCUCCACCAGGGUUGAAGCGCUCUGAGUCUGUUGUUUGUUUUGUCAGCUGUAACUAGCGUUGGGCAUCGAGUUUCAAAGCGUCAAGGAGAACCAGGACUAACAUUCAGAUUCUCUUGGGAUGGUUCAAAUUUUUGGAAUUAAUUGUGUAGUUUCGACUGGAAGAAAUAGCCACAACCACCAACGAAGAAGAAGCAGCCACGAGGUUUGGCUUAACCUCACCAAAAAUUGCAACACAAUGAUAUGACGCAAAGGAGGGUGCACGGCCAACAUGAUUAAACACCUCCAGAUGCGUAGCGUAGAAAUAACCAAGAUGGACUUCCUCUAAAGCAGUCACUAAAUGAAGUCUGUCUCAUGGGUUCAGGAUGCCCACUGAUGUAAAUAAAGCACAGGAACUAUGGCUGCAGGAUGCAAGUUUAUUUCAUUGAUUUAGUUUAUUCCCAUCUCUUUGAGCAAAAGAGCAACCCACACAACAUAUGUCCUGCCUUCAAAAUAAAUGCACCGUGCACUAUGUCCUGUUUACUUGUGCUAACAAAAUGAGGGGUGCAAUAAAAACAGCUUACACCAACAUUGAGGCAGCAAACUAUGUAUAAUAGAGCUAACAUGGUGGCACCAUGGUGGUUGUUUGCUAUUCUGCACCCAAGUUAGUGCAUGUUUUAACAUUAACACAUAAACAGCAGCAUAUCUUUUGUGAAAGUGUACUUUUGUGAAAAUAGGUCUGUGAUCAAUUCAUAUUAAAGUUGAUCAAUUUAUUCCAACUCAUGGGUAAGUUCAGACAUUAGCGAAAAGAGGACAUCUUCUUGUGGCAGGAAGUUGUUUUUUUGUCAUCAGAUAAUGACUAUUUUCCGUCCAUCAAUCAACACACUGCACCGCGUUGAGAUCCGCCCCGUUACGUACCCCAAAAGGUGGUAUAGAGCAUUAUUUUGGUAACCUUCACAACUUUUUGGAAAUCUGUGCUUGUGGAAACAGACGUUUGGGGGAAACAGAUGUCCACUUUGAGACUCAGGGAGGUGUUUGUUUUGAAUGUUGUCAUGCUAGCAGAUUUAGCAACAAUUUUGACAAAGUAUUGUGGGGAUUUUAGUUGUCAUUUGCUAAUUUCACUCGCUGUUUUUUUUUUCAAAAUUCACAUUUAAAGUAGCCUCCUGCUACCUCCUUCCUGUCCUCUCCGUGGUCUCAGCAGAGCAGACGUAGCAUUGAUUGUGGUUGAGACUUUUAGGCUGCCUUGUUUGUCUCCUUGUGCACUUUGUUACUCUUUACCCCCCUCUGGCAUUGCUUUCUAUGCAAGAAGAAAUUCCCAUCUUACGCUAACAGUAGAGGGCAGAUUAUCACUGACACAUUAUUUGUUUAUUAUUCUUAUGAUAACUAAACCUCACAUAGAAUGUUGCUGAUUUGAAACAUCUUGCUAGUUGGUUUUGAAUGAGGUCUUUGGGAUUUAAAGUGUUGAACAUAAACCUGAAAACAGUUUGUGAUUGUGUUGUCAAAAACAACAAUCACACAAGAAAUAAAAGUGUUGUUUGUGACAAAGCUUUGUGUGUGUGUGUGUGUGCGUGCACCGUGUAUGCUUGCAUUUUGGUCACAAUGAGUCCCAAAGGUUAUAUGACACGUUGACACUGCAAGGUAUGAUGCCCUAUUCCGCAAAGUGUGUGGGAAGUCACAAUCAUUGCUAUGUGUUUACGGAAGUAAAGAUUGUUUCAGUGUGGAUGCUCUCCUCGCCGCGUUUGUGACAAUUUCAAGGAUGCAAUGGAGGUAAAUAUUUUCUUCCCCUGUUGAUCCUGUGUUGCAGAAGAAAGUGGUCAAGAAUUUUGCAGAUGGCUGGAGCGUGACUACCUUUAUCCAAGUCUCGAUAGGCACGGCAAAGCACGCUUUUGGAUGAUAUAGGUUGGAUAUACGUAUGCGACCUGACCAUUUAGACUGCACUAGCAUCGCAUACAUAUUAGAUUUAUAUAUAUAUAUAUUUUUUUUUUUAUGGGAAUUGACCUGCAGUAUGAACGUAGCCAUAAUUUAGAGGAAAGUUUUUACCCAUAAGAAGCCACGUCAUUGGUACUUAAUGUAAAACUUAAUGUCAAAAAAGUCUGAAUCAAAGCAAAGAACAUGUAUUUAUUGAAAAUCAUUACAACAAACAGUGACAUUUAUUGAGUGUCUCAUUUGCUAUUAUGACAAAUAGGCUUUCCAUCGCAAUUUUAAGGCUACACCUAUGACAGUGAUAUUUUCCUCGCUUGUUUUUAUGAAUUGUAAUAUUUGACACCUUAUUAAAGCAUUAAAAUUGUUAAAUGGCUUUCUAAUGAGCUUCAAUGGCAAAAUAAACUCUUUUGGGAGUGAUAUAGCUUACCUGAAUGCCAUUUUGGGGAAGCCAUAUUGGAAGAGUCACGAGACUGUCACAUGACAACAACUCCAAAAUGUUUCCUAGCGCUUCCGAUGUUUAAGUGAAUUGAUUGUGCCAAAAUCUUGUAAGAUUAAAAAUGUAAUCAUUGUUUUGUUAUUACAGCUAAAACAUCCUGUGUUCUAUCAUGGCAGACAUUAGCAUCGUGAGGGCAGAAAAUAAUCAUU